Molecule: messenger RNA, 565 nt
Organism: Mercurialis annua (annual mercury)
Lineage: Eukaryota; Viridiplantae; Streptophyta; Magnoliopsida; Malpighiales; Euphorbiaceae
Exons: 2
Coding region: 123-341 (72 amino acids)
Source: RefSeq, a predicted model, not a curated record
AACACGGCGUCGUAGAACAGGAACUGAAACCAAAACAAGGCAAAGCCAUUUACAGAAUCGAAAAGGGAAGAAUCUGUGCACAUUUUAAUAACACAAAGGCGAAACAAUAGGUAGAAGAAGUGAUGGGUUACGUAUUUAGAGUAAGAUUGGCUUCAUUCUUCGCCGGAGCAGCAACGGCGUCGUUUUUUGGAUUCUAUUUUCUUUACAAGGAUUACAAGGUUGCCCAUGAUUCCAUUUCUCAACAGGUUAAAGGGCUUCAUGAAUCACUGGAUAAACGUAUCUCUGCUUUGGAAACACUGAAGCAAUCCGAAGGUUCUCAACCUGCACCAGCAGCCGAGUAGGCACCUCGGUGAAUUUUAAUAGUUUUGACCAUAGACCUGUUUUUCGUAACUGUGCAAUCAACUUCUCUGUAGUCUUUUUAUCUUCACCAAAAAAAGAAAAUAAUUUCUCAAAACCAUUAUGUAUGUUAUACUCCAAUAUGACAAACUCUGCCUGAAGAUUUGAGCUUGCACUUCUGCUGGAUGAAUUAUACAUUGCAUCCAAUGAUUUACAAAUUUGUUUGUUA